UGCCCCGCGCAAAGAUGGCGGCCGCCGGCCUCGCGAGGAGGUCCGCCCGGCACAAAGAUGGCGGCCGCGGCGGAGCGGAACCGGAAGCGCGGGGCGGCGGCGGCCCGGGCGGCGGUAGGCGCGAGAGCGCGCAGGGCGGCGCGGGUCCGGGCAUGAAGCUGGGCCGGGCCGCGCUGGGCCUGCUGCUGCUGGCGCCGCUGGGGGUGCGGGCGGUGGAGCCCAUCAGCCUGGGCCUGGCCCUGGCCGGCGUGCUCACCGGCUACAUCUCCUACCCGCGCCUCUACUGCCUCUUCGCCGAGUGCUGCGGCCAGAAGCGGAGCCUCAGCCGGGAGGCUUUGCAGAAGGAUCUGGACAGCAAGCUCUUUGGACAGCAUCUUGCAAAGAAGGUCAUCUUAAAUGCUGUGUCUGGCUUCAUAAGCAACCCGAAGCCCAAGAAACCUCUCACCCUCUCCCUACACGGGUGGACGGGCACCGGCAAAAAUUUCGUCAGUAAGAUCAUCGCAGAGAAUAUUUACGAGGGUGGCCUGAACAGUGACUAUGUCCACCUCUUCGUGGCCACACUGCAUUUUCCACACGCCUCCAACAUCACCCUGUAUAAGGAUCAGUUACAGCUGUGGAUCCGCGGCAAUGUGAGUGCCUGUGCCAGGUCCAUCUUCAUAUUCGAUGAAAUGGAUAAGAUGCACGCGGGCCUCAUCGACGCCAUCAAGCCCUUCCUGGACUAUUACGACCACUUGGAUGGGGUCUCCUAUCAGAAAGCCAUCUUCAUAUUCCUCAGCAAUGCGGGAGCAGAAAGGAUCACAGAUGUGGCUUUAGAUUUCUGGAGAAGUGGAAAGCAGAGGGAAGAAAUCAAGCUCAAGGACAUGGAGCAUGCCUUGUCCGUGUCAGCCUUCAACAACAGGAACAGUGGCUUCUGGCACAGCAGCUUAAUUGACCGAAAUCUCAUUGAUUACUUUGUCCCCUUCCUCCCCCUGGAGUAUAAACACCUAAAAAUGUGCAUCAGAGUUGAAAUGCAGUCCCGAGGCUAUGAAGUUGAUGAGGACAUUGUAACCAGAGUGGCUGAGGAGAUGACGUUUUUCCCCAAAGAGGAGAGAAUUUUCUCUGACAAAGGCUGCAAAACUGUGUUCACCAAGUUAGAUUAUUACUACGACUGAUGGUGCAAGACUCGUUGCUUCACGUUGGAGAAGAGAGAGCUCAGCACCCGCAUCUUUCCCUGUACCUCCCCCGCUGCGUUCCCACUCCUGGAAGAGGAGUAAAAUGAAUUCUCCCUGUUGGACGUGACAGGAGUUUUC
Messenger RNA from Ceratotherium simum simum (southern white rhinoceros), 1289 nucleotides. RefSeq names its product torsin family 1 member A (gene TOR1A). NCBI's taxonomy places the organism in Eukaryota, Metazoa, Chordata, Mammalia, Perissodactyla, Rhinocerotidae. Gene Ontology annotation, biological process: nuclear membrane organization; protein localization to nucleus. The record is from RefSeq and is a predicted model, not a curated record. Gene Ontology annotation, cellular component: nuclear envelope; endoplasmic reticulum lumen; endoplasmic reticulum. Gene Ontology annotation, molecular function: ATP binding; kinesin binding; ATP hydrolysis activity.